Juglans regia (Persian walnut) is the source of this 2699-nucleotide messenger RNA. RefSeq lists its product as uncharacterized. NCBI's taxonomy places the organism in Eukaryota, Viridiplantae, Streptophyta, Magnoliopsida, Fagales, Juglandaceae. The transcript has 13 exons. The record is from RefSeq and is a predicted model, not a curated record. Bases 338 to 2584 code for a protein of 748 amino acids.
UUGAUAAUUUCCCUCCGCACAGUACAAACCCUCCGUCUUCACUCUUUCAUAGAAGCAGGGCCUCACCUCAACUAUCUCUCUCUCUCGCAUAUAUUAUCUCAAUAUACCUCAUAGCCUAUCGAAGCGUCGCAAGCUGUCAAACUCUGACGCUAAUUUUCUGUGAUUCCAAAGACUUACAGUUAGGACGGUUGGUUGAGCCUCUGGUUAAACAAUCACUGUUCCAUAAAGACGGACGAGAUUUGCCAGUGAUUCCGUACUCUCAAUAUAAUAAAAGAUAAAAAGCUUUUAACAACAUAAUCAACGACCGUCCCCGGGAAGUCUCUGAGGCAGAAAGGAAAUGGCGGUUGAGUUCUCAACAUGCGUGGAGUACGGCCUGAAACUCUCGAAGCGAGUAUACUACGGUAAGGAGUCGGUUUUUUCGUCUGCUCCGGCGGUAGUUCCAGCUAUGUCGAAGUCUUCAUCAGAUUACUUGCCGUCGGCGCCCAUGGUGUAUGUGGUGGUGCCGGAGCCGGAAGUGGUGGACAACCCGGACGUUCCGAGCUACCAAUCUUACGUGUACGGCCGGUGCGAGCCGCCGGCUUUGAUACCGCUGCAAAUGCAUGGGGUGGCGAUGGAGAUCGAGAGCUAUUUGGACACUGCCUUCGUCUCGGUGAACGGGACGUGGCGCGUGCAUUGCGUGAUGGCGGGCCGGAGGUGCGAUUGCCUCAUUGCGGUGCCGAUGGGAGAGCAGGGUUCACUUCUAGGUGUCGAGGUUGAUGUUAGUGGAAGAUCUUAUCGUACUCAGUUGAUUACAAUGGAAGAUAUAACAGGCAUUGAGAAAAUGGCCAGAUCUGAAGAUGGGCGCUUCCUUAAAGGCCGGAUAUACACUUUAAAAGUUCCACAGGUUCUUGGAGGCUCCACUCUCUCAAUUAAGAUGAGUUGGUCUCAGAAGUUAAUAUAUCAAGAUGAUCAGUUUUUCCUUAAUGUACCUUUUAGUUUCCCAGCAUAUGUCAAUCCCGUUGGGAAGACAAUUUCCAAAAAAGAGAAGAUUUUUCUGAAAGUGAACCCUGGUACUGGGACAGAAUUUUUAUGCGGAAGUACCAGCCAUCCUCUAAAGGAAGUUAGUAAAGUAAGUUUCUCGUAUGAAGCUGAAGUACCAGCAUGGUCAGAUCAAGACUUCGAUUUCUCUUAUACUGUUACAUCAAAUGACAUUUUUGGUGGUGUCCUCUUGCAAUCUCCAUUUCUGGGUGAUUUUGAUAAAAGAGAGAUGUUUUGCUUCUAUCUAUUCCCUGGAAAUAUCCAGAGUAAGAAGGUUUUUAGAAAGGAAGUGGUAUUUCUUAUUGAUAUAAGUGGCAGCAUGAUGGGAGAACCUCUUGAGAAUGCAAAGAAUGCACUAAUGGCCUCACUGUCCAAGCUAAACUCUAAAGAUACCUUUAACAUAAUUGCUUUUAAUGGAGAGGUACAAUUAUUCUCAUCAACAAUGAAGCUGGCAACCAAUGAAGCAAUCUCAAAUGCUAGAGAGUGGAUUGAUGUUAAUCUUAUAGCAGAUGGUGGUACAAACAUUUUGCUCCCCAUAAAUCAGGCGAUGAAGUUGCUGGCCGAGACUACUGAUUCAGUUCCUCUCAUUUUCCUCAUUACUGAUGGUGCUGUUGAGGAUGAAAAGGAGAUUUGCAAUAUUAUUAAAGGCUAUCUCAAGAGGGAGGGAUCAAUUUGUCCUCGCAUAUGUACUUUUGGCAUAGGUUCAUAUUGUAACCAUUACUUCCUGCAAAUGCUAGCACACAUUGGGAGGGGUCAUUAUGAUGCUGCUUAUGAUGCAGAUACAAUUGACUUUUCAAUGCAAAGACUAAUUGAUAAUGCUUCGUCAGUCAUUCUUGCCGAUAUUCAAAUGGACGCUUUAGAACAUCUUGACUCACUUGAGUUGUUUCCAUCUCAUAUUCCAGACCUUUCAUCUGGAAACCCAUUGAUUAUAUCAGGCAGAUACAAUGGAAGCUUUCCAGAUGCUGUUAAAAUUAGUGGUAACUUGGCAGAUAUGAGCAACUUUGUAAUAGACUUGAAAGUGCAAAGAGCCAAGGAUCUGCCUCUUGAUAGAGUACUUGCUAGGAGACAUAUUGAUAUACUCACAGCCUGUGCAUGGUUCUCGGGAACAAAAGAACUGGAGGAGAAGGUUGCCAAAAUGAGCGUACAAACUGGGGUUCCAUGCGAGUACACUCGAAUGACUUUGGUUCAGACUGAUGCCGGAAAGAAAACACCUGAAUCGGCUUGGAUACAACAGGUAUACAAGAAACUAAAAACGCUGAAGAUGGAGGAGUUGGAGGGCCAGAAGAUCAUAAACUUGGGAAAACUAGGAGUCGGCUUUGGUAACUUGACUGCAACGGCAGGGAAUCUUCCACCAGGAGCCGAGGAAGCCAAGCCACCUGAUGCUGCAGAGCUGUUGAUAAAGGCUGCUUCCAACUGUUGUGGCGGACUGCUUGAUCGCUGCUGCUGUAUGUGUUUCCUCCAGUCUUGCUCGUAUAUGAGUGACCGAUGCGCAGUUGCUUUCACGCAGCUUUGCGCUGCCCUUGCUUGUUUGGAGUGUCUCAAUUGUUGUUAUGAGCUUUGUGCAUGAAUUUAAUUUACAUUAAUAUAAAGUUAGUCGGACAUACGAGUACAAGGAUAAGUUAUUUCCAUGUCUAAUUACCAAAAGAAAAUUAAUAUAAUAAUGCACAGAUGUUAUGUGUAUA